AUGACAUUUAUUUCGUACUUAAUCUAGUUUUGCAGAGACUUCCUGAAAGAAUGGUUUGACAUUUUAUAGCAGCUAGUCUACAUUUGCACUACUAUUAUUGUAAUCUCAGUCGUCUCCCUCAGUAUAAUAGACGGUCGCAUCUACAAUGAAUUUGCCAGAGUAUUCGAAGACUAAUUCCCCAUUUUCUUUCUGAUAAUCACAGCCAUGCUUUACAAAGUCUAUGAAUAAUACCAAAAGAAGAUUAAGAGAGGAGUUUAAAGUCAGGAUUAUGACGAGAGUGAAAGUGAGUAUGUGAGAUAAUACAUCUAUGAGAUCACACCUACAAAGAGAUUUAAGAGUGAGGGUAGAAUGAGAGGCAUGUGCAGGGAAAUCAUGAGUAUAUUAGGGAUUCAUGACUCUGAUGAAAAGAAACUAAUCAAGGAAACUCUUAAAAGUAAGGCUAGAGUCAACAACACCUAUAUCAGAAGAUCCCUAUUUAAGGAUUAUGAUGAGAUAUAAUAAAUUAUUACCACUCCUGAGAAGUAGAGAAAGUAAUAUUGA
This is a messenger RNA of Stylonychia lemnae, 540 nucleotides long. Lineage: Eukaryota; Ciliophora; Spirotrichea; Sporadotrichida; Oxytrichidae. The record is from the annotation of a GenBank genome assembly.